AUGUCUCUUCUCGGCACUAUAAAUCCUAAUCUUAAUCCUUCCCGCUCUGUCGGUGGUCGCGGUCAGGGCGACGAUGACGAUGACCACAACAACCGCCGUCACCAUCUCGGCGGUCAUCCCCAAUCCAGCACCCUGAGUACAGCCGAAACCGCCCUGGAGAAGGAAAGCGAGUAUGGCGAUGACUCUUCGGAGGAAGAGGUCGUUGAGCAGAUCACCCGUCUCGCCCAGCAACUGACUCGCGAGUCCACCCGCUUCUCCACCUCCGACAAUGCUCUGAACUCCUUCCUGGGCGUCGAUGAAGACUCGACUCUGAACCCCCAUGGGCCCAACUUCAAGGCGAGGCAUUGGAUGAAGAACCUGCUCGCCCUCUCCUCUCGGGACCCCGAGCUGUACCCUCGACGGGAGGCAGGCGUUGCCUUCAAGGGCGUCAGUGUUCACGGCUUUGGUAGUCCUACCGACUACCAGAAGGAUGUGUUCAACGCGGUUCUGCAGAUUGGUGCCCUCUUCCGUAUGGCCACGGGAACCGGAAAGCAGAAGAUCCAAAUUCUGCGCGACUUCGAUGGUCUCGUCAGGAGCGGCGAGAUGCUGGUUGUCCUGGGACGACCCGGCAGCGGCUGCACCACUUUCCUCAAGACCCUUGCAGGAGAGAUGAACGGUAUCUACAUGGACGAAAGCUCCCACAUGAAUUAUCAGGGUAUCUCGCCUAAGCAGAUGAUGACCCAGUUCCGUGGCGAGGCUAUCUACACCGCCGAAACGGAUGUCCACUUCCCCCAAUUGUCCGUGGGAGAUACCCUCAAGUUCGCCGCUCUGGCCCGGUGCCCCCGAAACCGUUUCCCAGGUGUCACCAAGGAACAGUACGCCUUGCAUAUGCGGGAUGCUGUCAUGGCCAUGUUGGGUCUUUCGCACACCAUCAACACCCGAGUCGGAAACGACUUCGUUCGUGGUGUGUCCGGUGGUGAGCGAAAGCGUGUCAGUAUCGCCGAAGCCACCCUGAGUGGAAGUCCCCUGCAGUGCUGGGAUAACAGUACCCGUGGUUUGGACAGCGCCAACGCUCUCGAAUUCUGCAAGACCCUUAACCUUAUGACGAAAUAUGCCGGUGCUACCGUCGCUGUCGCCAUCUAUCAGGCGUCCCAGAGUGCGUACGACGUGUUCGAUAAGGUGACCGUCUUGUACGAGGGCCGGCAGAUCUACUUUGGCCGCACCGAUGAGGCGAAGCAGUUCUUCACGGAUAUGGGCUUUGAAUGCCCUGACCGCCAGACUACCGCCGAUUUCCUCACCUCUCUGACCAGCCCAUCUGAGCGGAUUGUGAAGAAGGGCUACGAGGACAGAGUCCCCCGCACCCCUGAUGAAUUUGCCGCCGCCUGGAAGAACAGUGAGGCACAUGCCAAACUGAUCAGGGAGAUUGACGAAUACAACCAGGAAUAUCCUCUCGGAGGCGAGGCGUUGGGCAAAUUCAUCGAGUCACGCAAGGCCAUGCAGGCUAAGAGCCAGCGUGUGGGAUCUCCCUACACUGUUUCCGUCUAUGAACAAGUUAAUCUCUGCAUGGUCCGAGGCUUCCAGCGUCUCAAGGGUGAUGCUAGUUUGACCAUAUCCCAGCUGAUUGGAAACUUCAUUAUGGCAUUGAUCAUUGGAAGUGUGUUCUAUCAGAUGAAGGAUGACACUUCUAGUUUCUACUCUCGCGGUGCUUUGCUUUUCUUCGCCGUCUUGCUCAACGCCUUCUCCAGUGCCCUCGAAAUCUUAACGCUUUAUGCUCAACGUCCCAUUGUCGAGAAGCAAUCUCGUUACGCCAUGUACCACCCGUUCGCCGAAGCCAUCGCCUCCAUGCUCUGCGACAUGCCUUACAAGAUCGGAAACGCGAUUAUCUUCAACAUCACGCUCUACUUCAUGACAGGUCUCCGCCAAACCCCCGGUGCAUUCUUCACGUUCCUCCUCUUCUCCUUCGUCACCACCUUGACCAUGUCGAUGCUUUUCCGGACGAUCGCCUCCUCGUCUCGAACCUUGUCCCAGGCUCUGGUGCCCGCUGCCAUCCUUAUCUUGGGUUUGGUCAUCUACACCGGGUUUACCAUCCCCACCAAGAACAUGCUUGGAUGGUCACGCUGGAUGAACUAUAUCAAUCCGAUCGCCUAUGGUUUCGAGAGUUUGAUGGUCAACGAAUUCCACAACCGUCGCUUCCCCUGUGCUCAAUCGGGCUUUGUUCCUUCUGGUGCUGAGCUCGGGUAUGCCAAUGUCCCCUUGGCGAACAAGAUCUGUUCCACUGUCGGCGCCGUUGCGGGCUCCCAAUUCUUGGAGGGAGAUGAUUAUCUGCACCAGAGCUUCGCCUACUACAACAACCACAAGUGGAGAAACUUGGGUAUCAUGUUUGCGUUCAUGAUUUUCUUCAUGGUCACUCACUUGGCGACUACCGAGUACAUUUCAGAGGCCAAAUCGAAGGGCGAGGUGCUGCUUUUCCGUCGUGGUCAGGCUCCUCCGGCUGAAUCCAACGAUAUCGAGAUGACCUCCAAUAUUGGCGCCACCGCCAAGACGAACGAGAGCCCCGAAGGCGCUGCCAUUCAGAGACAAGAAGCUAUCUUCCAAUGGCAGGAUGUCUGCUAUGACAUCAAGAUUAAGGGUGAGCCGCGUCGGAUCUUGGACCACGUUGAUGGCUGGGUCAAGCCGGGCACUUGCACUGCUCUUAUGGGUGUUUCUGGUGCGGGUAAAACCACGCUUCUCGAUGUGCUCGCUACGCGUGUGACUAUGGGUGUCGUGACUGGCGAGAUGCUGGUGGACGGUCGUCCUCGCGAUCAGUCCUUCCAGCGGAAGACUGGUUACGUUCAGCAACAGGAUCUUCACUUGCACACUACCACCGUCCGCGAGGCCCUUCGUUUUAGCGCUAUUCUUCGUCAGCCUGCGCACGUCAGUCGCCAGGAGAAGCUUGACUAUGUCGAAGAGGUGAUCAAGCUUCUGGGUAUGGAGGCAUAUGCGGAUGCGGUUGUUGGUGUUCCUGGUGAAGGUCUGAACGUCGAACAACGCAAGCGUCUUACUAUCGGUGUGGAAUUGGCCGCCAAACCCCAGCUUCUUCUCUUCCUCGACGAGCCUACGUCCGGUCUUGACAGUCAAACUUCUUGGUCGAUUCUCGAUCUCAUCGAUACCCUGACUAAGCACGGCCAGGCUAUCCUGUGCACUAUUCACCAGCCUUCAGCUAUGCUUUUCCAACGGUUCGACCGCUUGUUAUUCCUUGCCAAGGGUGGAAAGACCGUGUAUUUCGGUGAAAUCGGCGACAAAUCGUCGACGCUCUCUAGCUACUUCGAAAGAAACGGAGCGCCUAAGCUUCCUGCCGAUGCUAACCCCGCAGAAUGGAUGCUUGAAGUUAUUGGUGCCGCCCCCGGCUCGCACAGCGACAUUGACUGGCCUGCUGUCUGGCGCGAGAGUCCCGAGCGCGCAGCGGUUCGCGAACAUUUGGCUGAGCUGAAAUCGACCCUUUCGCAAAAGCCUGUGCAACAGUCCCAGAAUGACCCGAACAGCUUCAACGAGUUCGCCGCCCCGUUCACCGUGCAGCUCUGGGAGUGCUUGGUCCGUGUGUUCUCCCAGUACUGGCGUACUCCCGUGUACAUCUACUCCAAGGCCUGCCUGUGUAUCCUCACAGCGAUGUACAUCGGUUUCUCGUUCUUCCACGCCCACAACAGUCAACAGGGUCUCCAGAACCAAAUGUUCAGUAUUUUCAUGCUGCUUACUAUCUUCGGUAACCUGGUGCAACAAAUUAUGCCUAACUUCUGCACUCAGCGUUCGCUGUACGAGGCGCGCGAGCGGCCUUCUAAGACCUACUCGUGGCAAGCCUUCAUGACCGCCAAUAUCAUGGUCGAACUGCCCUGGAACACGCUCAUGAGCGUCCUGAUCUACGUCUGCUGGUACUACCCUAUUGGCCUGUACCGCAACGCCGAGAAGACCAACGCGGUCAGCGAGCGUGGCGCGCUGAUGUGGCUCCUGAUCUGGUCGUUCCUCAUGUUCACCUCGACCUUUGCCCACAUGAUGAUCGCCGGUAUCGAGCUCGCCGAGACCGGCGGUAACCUGGCCAACCUGCUCUUCUCGCUGUGCCUUAUCUUCUGUGGUGUCCUCGCGACCCCCGAAGUGCUCCCCGGUUUCUGGAUCUUCAUGUACCGCGUGUCCCCGUUUACGUACCUCGUGUCCGGCAUGUUAUCGACGGGUGUGUCCGGCGCCGACGCGAUUUGCGAGAACUACGAGUUCCUCCGCUUUCCCCCGCCGGCCAACCAGACCUGCGGCGACUACAUGUCCAACUACAUCGCCGCCAAAGGUGGAUAUCUGCAGGACCCAGGCUCGACCACGGACUGCAACUUCUGCUCAAUCUCGAACACCGACACAUUCCUGGCGGCCGUGCACAGCGACUUUAAGGAUGCCUGGCGCAACUUCGGUCUCAUGUGGGUGUACAUUGUGUUCAACGUGUUUGCUGCUGUCGGCAUUUAUUGGCUGGCGCGUGUGCCCAAGGGCUCGCGCACUAAGAACUAG
Messenger RNA from Aspergillus terreus NIH2624, 4500 nucleotides. RefSeq names its product pleiotropic drug resistance family ABC transporter. Gene Ontology annotation, biological process: transmembrane transport. The coding region runs from base 1 to 4500 and encodes 1499 amino acids. Lineage: Eukaryota; Fungi; Ascomycota; Eurotiomycetes; Eurotiales; Aspergillaceae. The transcript has 6 exons. Gene Ontology annotation, molecular function: ATP binding; ABC-type transporter activity; ATP hydrolysis activity. Gene Ontology annotation, cellular component: membrane. The record is from RefSeq and is a predicted model, not a curated record.